UAGUGAGUCGCCGGAGGUCGCACAGCCCGGGAGUCCCGUUAGGACCUCGGACCGCCUGCGCCUUCAGGAAGUGAGGAGACUUUUUCCAGCUCUUCCAGGUCGGGCCAGGAUUGGAACCAGGGCCGAGUGGAGCCUGGAUGUCUCCCUGGCGCGUACACACCUCGCUCCCCUACCAGGCACCGCGCCGCCGCUGAUGGGAACAAGUUUUCAGUGCUUGUCGGACACUCAGCCUCAUCAUAUGCAAAGUGGGACAGAAAUGGGUCCUCCUAGCGAUCUUGGAAAUAAGUUCUUAGCACAGUGCCUACCCCAAAUACGUUUUCCCUACGUGGGUCUCCCCAAAUUUAUCUCCCAUACCCUGACAGAAUGAGAAGUUUAGAUUUCAAUCUUUAGAUAGGUCAUGACCACCCAACAUUUUCCUUAUUGACUGUGAUCUGUAUAUACAUUCCACUCGGCAAUGACGGGGACUACUGGCUUCGUGCGGGGCGGGAAAGCUUAUUGGAGCAAGAGAAUGGAGGCUGAAAGCACAAGCUCAAUAAAUUUCUCAAUUGACCGAUUACUUUUAUUUGUUUCAACAGUGUUUCAGUUCCCUGUAAAAAGAAACACAAGCUAGAGCAGGAGGAUGAAGAUUGUCCAGUAAGAAAGAAAAGGCUAACUGAAGCAGGGCUCUGUGCUGGUCCUAAUGACUGGAUUCUUUGUGCACAUCAGGAUAUAGAGGGUCAUGGAGUAAAUCCAUGCACUAGUGGCCUUUCUGCACCUGCCAUGUUAGAUGUUAUUUGUGAAGAAAUGGAUCAGACAACUGGAGAACUGCAGUGUGAAGUUGCCAGAAGGAGGCUUCAGGAAAUUGAGGACAGGAUAAUUGACGAAGAUGAAGAAGUUGAAGCUGACAGAAAUAUUAACCAUCUCCCCAGUCUUGUCCUUUCUGAUACCAUGAAAACAGGUUUGAAGAGGGAAUUUGAUGAAGUCUUUACAAAGAAAAUGAUUGAGUCCAUGAGCCGUCCUUCCAUGGAGCUUGUGCUCUGGAAACCUCUUCCUGAACUCCUUUCUGAUAAGCCAAAGCCAUCAUCUAAUGCUAAGAACUACCCAGGAGAGAGCCAAACUAAGCAUGCCGCUGCUGGCACUACCUUCCCUAGGAGAACUGAACUGUUCUUGGAACCUCGACAAACAGGGAUGCCUAUUUACAAUAGUUUGGAGAUAGCUGCUUGUACAGAAGAAGAGAUGGAACUCUAGAAACAUGUUUCUAUACUAAAGUUGUCAAGUUUUAGAAGGCUCAUGUGUUCAGUCAUGAGCCUACAUAUAUAGUAUAGGGACUUGAAAGUUUUAUGAAAUGGGUGUAAUAUCUCUGCCUGUGAUUUGGGGUGGGAUUCUCAUUUUGGGUAGCCAUUUCUUGAAUUCAACUUUUUGCCAAGGAAGCUUGUCUCAAGGGAAAAUCUGUUUGUUUUUUUUAGAGGGAUUAAUGUGAGAUUACAGUCUGCAAAGGCAAGUAUAGAAGCUUUAUGUGUAAGGGUGACUUAGGUCAUCUGUCACAUUGUCUAAACCAUUUAUAUACUUGGAGCAUACUCAGACACUUGAAAAAGAUGCAUUAAGAAAGAAGGAUACUCCUAGUACAACUGUACCCAGACAGUUGAGUCACAACUUUGUAGAUAAUGAGCUCUGUUUACAGUAGUGACUUUAUAAUUGGGGAGAAGGUGGGGAAAAAGCAGUAGCUAAAGCCUAUUGCUAAGAAAUUUACUAGAGACUCUGAAACUUGUAUAUUAGUUGUCAAUUCAAUGUAGCUAUAUUGAUUAAAUAGCCAGUAGCAUUGUGGCCCACCUCCUUGCCUCUGAAAAUGUAGUGAAAAUACAAAGAAAAGCUUUUUCCUUUGAGGCUUUUUUGCCUUGUGCUACUAUUGCUCCUUGGUUUCCCUUGCAUAAUUAAUAAGCCCAGCUAUUCAGUAAUGUUUACAACUUAACUUUGUUAAGUUUUAAAGAUUUUGAGGUAACCUAUGUGCAAAUUGUCUGUGGGAGAAGCAUCCCUUAGGUAAUCUCGAGGAAGUGCUGUGUCAGCUAAGCCCAGCAUUGAUACUUGUAGUUAAAAAAUGAUUGUACCUGUAUUAGCAAAUUGAAUUUUUAAUGUUAAUUUAGAAAACAGUGAGGAAUUAACUGAGAAUAUAUGGGCAGACGACACUGAAAUUUACUGAAAUAGCCAGUUUGCCUGGUGCUUCAACUAUUGUGCAGUAGCCUAAAAAUUAGUAGAGAAUAGCUUCCUGCUAGCAGGAGAUCUUCAUCUUGAGGACCUAAACUGCCUCAAGGUAUCCUUUGGGAAUAACCAGGAUUGAAGUUUUUUAUUUCUCAGGAAGAACUCUUCUAUGUGGCAAGGACUCAGUAGUGCAAAGUAAAAUGACAAUUCCUUUAGGGCUACAGAAUAUUCACUAUAACUUAUUAAAUGGGUGUAAUAGUGUAAUACUGGCCCUUUCAUCACGCAACAGGAGACCACCUCAGUUCUUUUUGUUUUUUCUGGGUUUCUUCCCCCUUUGUAGGAGAAGUAGAUACCUUGUGUAGGGGAAAAAAAUGGUUUAUGCCAAGUAGAGGUAACUUUUUAGAAACCAGCUCCCAGGCAUUUUUGAAACUCAUGCUGAAAUCCCUCCCUGUUAGCAGGUGACGUAGAAGUCACAGGUCUGUUAAUUGGACUGUUUGUUUUCUUGCCUUUUGUUCCUGCUUUCUCUAUUUCUGUCUGGAUAGUCAGGAAAAGAUGUAAUGUUUAAUAUUUAAACAAAAUAUUUAAUGUCUACACAGUAAAAUUAAUCGAACUUCAAACCAGUAUUGAAACCAGUUGGAAACCAGCUAAUAGUUUCUUAAUCUCAGAUUUAGAGAUGAAUGUAAACUGUAUUCUGUUGAAAUCUGUAAGUGUUUGAUUCAUGCCGUUCGAAAAACUCCUGCUUUUAGAUAGUUUUUAAUGGGACCAACUUGCAAAGUUUGUAGCCUAAAAUCUCCAUGCUAAAAAAUUUGUUCCAGUACAACUCAAAAACAUGAAGUGACUGCUCAGAAUUUGGAGUUAGUUUCAAUGUUAUGGUGGAAGGGGAGGUGACAGCUUUCUCAAAAAGGACCCAAACACACUGAUUGUCUUCUAUAGGAAUUGUUGGUCAGGCCUCUGAUUGAAGCUCUGUAUGAUGAAAAGGAGGAAAGAAGAGCCCCCAAACAAGAUUGAUACCAUUGGUAAAUAUAGGAGAGAAUUAAGAUUCUGUUCAUUAAAAUCCAAAUAGAACUUGUUUCAGGAGUCAAGCUAUCUGGCAUAACAAUUAUUUCUGCAGGAAAAUGGAUGUUUAAUGCUCCUUUUUAAACUUCUUACAUAUGUUUGUACAAAAAUUGUCUUCAUCUUUGUGGUGCUUAUUCAUCUGAGCCGACUCCACAGUUCCCUUGCCUCUGCUUUGUUUUGUAAUAUAAAGCUUUUGCUUUUGCCUUAAGGUUUCCCUAGGGGAAUAAGAGGUCUUUUCAUUUUGUACAGCUUUUUCAGCAUGGAUCAAACAUUGGCUUUCUAUGCUAAUGUGUGAAGAGAAAAAAAGUAUCUAAAGCAGGUGAGCUUUAAUGAACAAAUGUAUAUUUUCUCUGAGUUUAAGUAGGGUGUGUGUAUUUUUUUUUUUUAAUUAAAAUGAAAGUCCAGUUUUCAUAAAAGUCAAUUUUUUAAAAUCUCAUUUUUGAAAAGGUGCAAAUAUAAAAUUUAGAAAAAUAACUAGAACGAUGAGAAUGUUUACCAGCAAGUUCAUUAAUUGUUUUGGAUCUGGAACUUGGUUUUGUUUUUAAUAGUGAUAAGAAUGGUGCAGUGCUAAGAAAGUUCUGGAAAAUGCUGUCAAUUUUACUUUAAAAUGAGAAUCUGGUGUUUAUGUAUUGUUUUCAAUAAAACUUCGUGUUUUGGACUUUUUGAGA
Pteropus alecto (black flying fox) is the source of this 3899-nucleotide messenger RNA. It is a transcript of the gene CCDC117, whose product is annotated as coiled-coil domain containing 117. The record is from RefSeq and is a predicted model, not a curated record. Lineage: Eukaryota; Metazoa; Chordata; Mammalia; Chiroptera; Pteropodidae. The coding region runs from base 760 to 1227 and encodes 155 amino acids. The transcript is spliced from 4 exons.